GCAAAAUAAACGACGGCGGUCGAGGUUUUUUAACCGCUCGCGGUGGACAUUGCGAUAACUAGGAUAUACAGAACGUUAAUGUCGUGACGACACUCCAUCUGAACAGAAUAAGCAAAGGGAAAUAAAAUAGUCGAAUACUUCUCUCUUCGGCUGCUUACCUGUCGUGAGAGGUUGGCUUUAACGUAGAGAAUACAGUCUGGACUACGACGUCAGGAAGAAAGGGGCGGAGCAUCGACAAUGGCUUGCGGAGCAAGUGAAGGGGAAAGAUGGUUCGGUGGUUCCACAGAGAGAUAACGGGUCUGGAGGCGGAGGCCAUGUUGAAGGCCCGGGGUGUGCAUGGCAGCUUCCUGGCCCGGCCCAGCAAGAAGAACCAGGGAGACUUCUCUCUCUCUGUCAGAGUUGGGGAACUGGUGACCCACAUUCGCAUACAGAACACGGGGGACUACUACGAUCUGUACGGCGGGGAGAAGUUCGCCACGCUGUCGGAGCUGGUGGAGUACUACACCGUCGAGCAUGGCACCCUGCAGGACAGGGACGGCACCAUCAUCGAGCUCAAGUACCCGCUCAACUGCUCCGACCCCACCAAUGAGAGGUGGUAUCACGGGCACUUGUCCGGCACGAAUGCCGAGAAGUUGCUAGGAGAGCGGAACGAACCCGGAACCUUCCUGGUGCGGGAGAGCCUCUCGAAACCUGGGGACUUUGUGCUCUCCGUCCUGACAGAGGAGGCCUGCAAGGGAUCAGGCGGCAAGAGGAGGGUCUCGCAUAUCAAAAUAAUGUGCCAGAAUGACAGGUACACAGUGGGUGGCUCAGAACAGUUCGACACACUUUCUGACCUGGUGGAGCAUUUCAAACGAAAGGGCAUAGAGGAACUGUCUGGGACAUGGGUGUACCUCAAACAGCCGUACUACUCGACCAGAGUGAACGCCGCAGACAUCGAAUGCAGGGUGAAGAUCCUGGGUCAGACCGUGGAUGGAGAGGUCCAAGGAGGAAGUGAGAAAAAGUCUAAAGCAGGCUUCUGGGAAGAGUUUGAUUUCCUUCAGAAACAGGAGGCAAAGGUGAAGAAAAGCCGAGAGGAAGGAAUGAGACCAGAAAACAAGAGCAAAAAUCGAUACAAGAACAUCCUUCCUUUCGAUGAAACCAGGGUGGUACUGCAGUCUGGUGACCCUUCUGUCAUUGGCAGUGACUACAUCAAUGCCAACUACGUCAAAAAUAAGUUGAGGGAGCCUGGGGACCAGAAGGUGUACAUUGCCACACAAGGUUGCCUUGUUACAACUGUAAAUGAUUUCUGGGAGAUGGUGUGGCAGGAAAAUACCAGGGUUAUUGUCAUGACAACGAGGGAGGUGGAGAAGGGCCGGAACAAAUGUGUUCCGUAUUGGCCUGAACUUGAGGGGUCUAAGGAAGCCGGUCGGUAUAUGGUCAAAUGUCUUGAAGAGAAAGAUUGCACGGACUACAAGAUUCGAAUUCUGAAAAUCUCAUCUCUUGAACAGACGGAAUUAUCUCGGAAGAUUUGGCACUACCAGUACCUUAGCUGGCCUGACCAUGGCGUGCCACAGGAUGCUGGCGGUGUGCUGAGCUUCAUGACUCAAGUCAACAGCAGACAGAUGGAGUUCCCCAACGCUGGGCCUAUGAUCGUACACUGCAGUGCUGGAAUAGGCCGGACUGGUACCAUAGUGGUCAUUGACAUGCUGGUAGAGACCAUCGAUGCUAAAGGCCUGGACUGUGAUAUUGACAUCCAGAAGAGCAUCCAGAUGGUGAGGGAGCAGCGUUCAGGCAUGGUGCAGACCGAGGCCCAGUACAAGUUCAUCUACCUGGCUGUGUCUCAGUAUAUUGAGACCACCAAGACGAAGAUGCAAGCCCUCAGUAACACUGAGACGGAGUACGGAAACUUGUCCCUGCAGCCCAAGCCCAAAGCCAGCCGGAAGGUUUCUAAGAAUAAAGAAGAUGUGUAUGAGAACCUGGCGGCAAAGGGAAAGAAAGACGUCAAGAAGCAAAAAUCAGAGGAGAAGAAGAGUGGCUCUGUGCGAAAGAGAUAAUUCUGGAAAAAAAAGAUUACGGAGCUUAUUAUAUAACUCCCAUGAAGAGGGUGUUGUUGUUUUGUUUCUAUGAGCUUUACAUUUUCAAAUGUAUUGAUUUCACUUUGUAUUUAAAACUUUAUUUUUGAUGUCCUUCCCAAAUGACUAAUGUAUAUGGAAUAUGAUCGGGACAACACGGACACAAGAAAUUGUAUACCUGCCAUGACAGAAGGAAAAAAAAUCAGUGCGUAGCAUUGUUUAGCUUGACACUGGGUCUGUUGAAAAGAAUAAAGUAAGAAGUAUUUGUGGUC
Molecule: messenger RNA, 2323 nt
Organism: Conger conger (European conger)
Lineage: Eukaryota; Metazoa; Chordata; Actinopteri; Anguilliformes; Congridae
Gene: ptpn6
Product: protein tyrosine phosphatase non-receptor type 6
Exons: 16
Coding region: 267-2033 (588 amino acids)
Biological process (GO): protein dephosphorylation
Molecular function (GO): protein tyrosine phosphatase activity
Source: RefSeq, a predicted model, not a curated record